Messenger RNA from Leptosia nina, 366 nucleotides. The record is from the annotation of a GenBank genome assembly. NCBI's taxonomy places the organism in Eukaryota, Metazoa, Arthropoda, Insecta, Lepidoptera, Pieridae.
AUGAAACGAGGCAUCAAACCGUCCCACUUAUGGCAUUGGACAUCCAGAAAAUGGUUCGAGUCUGUCCUCAACGAUCGCUUUUCAAUAAAAGGCAUAGACCAACGAGAUAAAUACGAAAUGAUUAAAACAAAUUUUAUACUUCUGACAAUUUUUGGGGGCGUGAUGUACUCCUAUAGUGCGUUUAAUCCACAGAAGUAUAUUACCACACUUAUUAGGGAAAGAUCAUGUGAACCAAUAGUGAAGGCUUCAGAAGCGAAGCCUCCGCCGCCGGUUACGAAGCCGCCGGAACAACCAGGUCCUUGCCCACCAAAGAAGCAGCCUGAAAUACCAAAUUGUGCGAAAAACGGUAAUAGAGGAUGUGAUUAA